Molecule: messenger RNA, 438 nt
Organism: Pelobates cultripes (western spadefoot toad)
Lineage: Eukaryota; Metazoa; Chordata; Amphibia; Anura; Pelobatidae
Source: the annotation of a GenBank genome assembly
AUGCACAGACUCCCACGGCCUGCUCGUCUAUCAAAUGAAGUCCCUAAGGACGUUAUUGUAAGAUUUUUUAUUACUUUGCACACAGAAACCCUGCUGGCAGCGGCGAGGAAAGCCCCAUCACUUCCAGAACCUCAUCAACGGAUCGCACUUUAUGCCGAUUUAUCAGCAGCUACAAUGGAAAAAAGAAGGGGAUUUAUAACAGUAACUAAAACGUUACGGAACAACGUGGCUUACAAAUGGGGUUAUCCCACCAAAUUAAUCAUCUGGCGUCAAGGUCGAAAUCACAUAGCGACUGACCCGACGGAAGGUAUGAAGCUGAUCUCAGCCUGGGGACUAUGGACUGGUACUCCUCAACCCCAAAAAGCAUCGUAUAAUGCAUCCCCGAGAAAACUUCAAGCAGACUGGCAAAUGGCGAAAUCACCAGCCAACACUCCGUGA